Molecule: messenger RNA, 642 nt
Organism: Aspergillus calidoustus
Lineage: Eukaryota; Fungi; Ascomycota; Eurotiomycetes; Eurotiales; Aspergillaceae
Source: the annotation of a GenBank genome assembly
CUUAAAUGUCACUCGGAAGCUCCUGUGCCGUGGACAAUCUUAUCACAGAACCGCCGCCUGAUAGUCAUGUUGGCCGAGUCCGGCGAUACAAGGUGGCUUGUCUUCGUCAAUAUGACCACCAAGAGCAUUUUGAGGAAGAGCACCAGAUAUGACUUCCGGAAGAGGGGAUGGCAUUGGCCACGGAGUCUUUCUGUGGCAUGUGGUGCCCGGGAAAUUCCUUCAUGGGCUCCGGCGCCACACACCCCGCAUAAAGGCCCUGGUUUUCCCUCCAAACAGCGACAUCCUGGUGGCUCUGGCAACUGACGAGACAAUCCGAGUGUGGGAUACAUCAUCGGGCAAGCUGCGAAAGACCAUCAAAUGCCACAAUGUGGGAAUCACCGCUGUAGCCUUCUCUGCAGAUGGGCUGAUGCUUGCCACGGCUGGUAGCGACCGGGUAGUGGGCGUUUGGAGGACCACCAAGGGAAAGAUUAUUAGGGAAAUUGAUCCACCUGAUGGUAUGCUCUGGCGGUAGAAACACCUCGCAUUCUCUCCAAGCGGCAGGCCAGCUUCUCGCCCCAGCAAACAAAAUCAUCAGGGACACCAGAUAUAACGUAAUUCCCGGUCGAUCCGAUCGAUCCGAUCACCCAAUGCACUAUACAAAAU